AUGCAGAUGCAAGAGAAGAAAUAUGUGGGCCUGGUGGCCGAUUUGAUGCCCAAUAUACGACUAAUGCAAACCUUUGGGCAUUUCUUGUUCAACUACACAUCAGGGCCCCUGUUUUUUAGAAAAGUCUACUCAACCGUCCAUCUUUUCUUAAUCAUUCUGCAAUUUCUUCUGAUCCUGGUCAACGUAGCGCUCAACACGGGCGAAGUGAAUGAAUUGUCAGCAAACACAAUUACCGCGCUGUUCUUCACGCAUUGCGUAACUAAGUUCAUAUAUUUUGCGGUAAAUUCAAAGAACUUUUACAGGACACUGAAUAUCUGGAAUCAAUCAAACACGCAUCCACUUUUCGCUGAGUCGGACGCCCGGUACCAUGGAAUUGCCUUAGCUAAAAUGAGGAAGCUCUUAGUUUUGGUCAUGUUAACCACCAUUCUAUCUGUCAUAGCUUGGACGACAAUAACAUUUUUCGGUGAAAGUACGAAAUUUAUAUUCAACAAAGCAACAAACGAGAGUGAAACCGUCCCAGUUCCGCGUCUGCCAAUCAAAUCCUUCUACCCUUGGAAUGCCAUGAAAGGGAUGCCGUACUACAUUUCGUUUGGAUUCCAAGUCUACUAUUUGCUAUUUUCGCUGUGUCAAGCCAAUCUUACGGAUGUGCUUUUCUGCUCAUGGUUAAUAUUUGCAUGUGAGCAACUUCAACAUCUAAAAGGUAUCAUGAAGCCAUUGAUGGAAUUGUCUGCCUCGUUGGAUACCUACCGACCAAAUACUGCAGCAUUGUUCCGCACAUUGUCUGCUUCGUCCAAAUCAGAACUUAUCACGAAUGAAGAAAAGGAACCAACCGAAAUUGAUAUCAGCGGUAUCUACAGCUCCAAGGCAGAUUGGGGAGUUCAGUACCGAGCACCUACCACGCUCCAGACUUUCGGUACGAACGGGACCAAUGUAAAUAAUCCCAACGGAUUAACAAAGAAACAGGAGAUGAUGGUUCGCAGUGCAAUCAAGUAUUGGGUUGAACGGCAUAAGCACGUUGUAAGAUUGGUUGCAGCCAUCGGCGACACAUACGGAGCGGCUCUUCUGCUUCAUAUGUUAACAUCGACCAUCAAGCUCACACUUUUGGCCUAUCAAGCGACCAAAAUCACAGGUGUCAAUACCUACGCUUUAUCUGUAAUUGGUUACCUCUGCUAUUCGUUGGCGCAAGUCUUUCAUUUCUGCAUAUUCGGAAAUCGACUCAUUGAAGAGAGCUCAUCUGUGAUGGAAGCGGCAUAUUCGUGCCACUGGUAUGACGGUUCGGAAGAAGCAAAAACUUUUGUUCAAAUUGUUUGCCAGCAGUGCCAGAAAGCCAUGAGCAUCUCAGGUGCUAAAUUCUUCACGGUAUCUUUAGAUUUAUUCGCAUCGGUGCUUGGCGCUGUAGUUACCUACUUCAUGGUGUUGGUGCAACUCAAGUAAAAUGACAAGAAAUUUUACAAACAUGAAUUUGCUCAUGUCUGUUACCACCGAAAUUCACUAUUUAGGAACAAAGUAAAAUAUCUUGUUUCCGAAACAAGUCCUUUAAUUUUAUAAUUUCCUUCAUUCUGUCGGGGAUGUGAUUUUAAAAUUUAUUGUUAAAUUGUCUGUAGAUAUUAGAAGUUGUUUGGAAGAGAACUGUUUUCUUCGUAUCUUUAUCUUUCGAACUUUAAGAGUAAAAUUCGAUACUGUUUAAAAGUAUGUAAGAAAUAUAUAUUUUUGUUGUUAGAGAUAAAUUUUUUUGAAAUUAA
This is a messenger RNA of Hermetia illucens (black soldier fly), 1742 nucleotides long. RefSeq names its product odorant receptor coreceptor (gene Orco). The transcript has 7 exons. Gene Ontology annotation, biological process: sensory perception of smell; detection of chemical stimulus involved in sensory perception of smell. The coding region runs from base 1 to 1434 and encodes 477 amino acids. Gene Ontology annotation, cellular component: plasma membrane. The record is from RefSeq and is a predicted model, not a curated record. Gene Ontology annotation, molecular function: olfactory receptor activity; odorant binding. NCBI's taxonomy places the organism in Eukaryota, Metazoa, Arthropoda, Insecta, Diptera, Stratiomyidae.